Molecule: messenger RNA, 1312 nt
Organism: Racocetra persica
Lineage: Eukaryota; Fungi; Glomeromycota; Glomeromycetes; Diversisporales; Gigasporaceae
Source: the annotation of a GenBank genome assembly
UGGAGUUCCUCCGUUUAAUGGUCUUCCCGAUCAGGCCAUAAUCAUAGAAAUUUCACAUAACAGAAGAGAGAAAGCUAUCGAAAAUACACCUCCAAGCUAUGCCGAUCUCUACAUGAAAUGCUGGUCUUCCAAUCCAGAUCUGCGCCCAACAUUGAAGGAAAUUUUAACUGAACUAGAGAAUUUAUCAGUAGAAACUGAUAAAUUCAUUAUAAACCCUAUUGAUAAUCACCAAAUACAAAAUAAUAUUUCCUUGUACUACCCAGAUUCUGUCUCUUCUCCUAUAGAAUCUUCAGAACAGACAUCUUAUCGGAAGAAGCAUGUUGAGUUGUUAAAUGGAAACCUAGUGAUAGAUUGUCCUCUGCCUGCGAAUUUAUUUGUGAAUGUUAAUCAGAGAGCUUCAAAGGAAUUCACACACUUGAGAUAUACAGCUUGCACAUGCGCACCAGAAGCUUUUAAGGAAAAAAAUUUUAGACUUCGUCAAAUAGAAUACAAACCUCCACGACAGACUGAACUAUUUAUUUUAAUAAAUAUGCGCGACGAGAAUGAAAUUGCAAUGUCCCAUACUCUUUAUGGGAUCAUGGAAAAUAUUUCUUAUCUUUGCUCUCUCGAAAAUUCUCAGAUGUGGAGUAAAGACGGGUGGGAAAAGGUCGUCGUAUGCAUAAUUUAUGAUAGCCGUAAUAAUAUUAAUGAACGUGUUUUAUCAUAUUUGACAGCUCUUGGUGUUUAUCAGAAUAAUGUUGCGAAAGAAAAGGUUGAUAAUAAAGCUGUUGAAACACAUAUAUAUGAGUAUACAACUUCUAUUUCAAUUAACCAUUUUAAGGAUAAUUUUGAAAUGAAAAAAGAAGCUGAUGGAAUUGUUCCAACCCAAUUGCUCUUCUGCCUUACUGAACGAAGUAAACCUGGAGUCAACUCUUAUCAAUGGUUUUUUAAUGCUUUUUGUCCAAUGCUUGAGCCUAAAAUAUGUGUUCUUAUUGACGCUGGUGUUAAACCAGGUUAUGGAUCUCUCUAUAACUUGUGGAAAGCAUUUUCUGUAAAUCCCAAAGUUGCAGACAAACCAUUUGAAUCAGCUUUUGGUUAUAUAUCUGUUUUAUCUGAAGGGUUUUCCGCUUAUCGAUAUCUUUCACUUCAGAAUUGCAUUGGGGGUACAUUCAUUAAUAGUAUUCUCUCUAAUAAUAAAUAUACUCAUAAGAAGCAUACUCUUAAUUUUGAUUUGGUUACAAAGUCCAAUAAUUCUUGGAUAUUUCAUUACGUAAAGUCUGCGCAAGCUGAAAAAGAUGCACCUGAAACUAUUAUCAAUAAACCUCAAAGGUGA